UAUUGAGGCUAGAGCUGGAAGAACAUCGAUAGCUUUUAGAAAACGUACUCAAGCUUACAUAUAUCGUAUAGUGAUAGUAUUGCUGAAAUAUAAAAUAUUAGAUUUCAUGAAGUUGAUCUCAUGAAGAUUUGUAAUCUUCAUUGAUAUCCAUUGAUAUCGCAGUUGAACCAGAAACUGGGAGCGUUUAUGUACUUGUUGCUAUAUGAAAACAGCUGUUUCUUGUUUUGAUUUGAACAUACGUUCAUAUGUACACAUACAGAAAUUAUAGAUGAGAAUUAAUUGGAGCAAAGCAAGAGUAAGGUGGACAUAAAUUCCUGAAUUUAUGUUAUAGCUCAACGUCUGAGAGAAUCCUCGAGAAACCCGACGCCGAGAUGAAGUUCCGCGGUAAUGGAAAGCUUUUGUGGAAUUUGACGAAGAACUCCUUUGCCCAGCAGUCUCCAAAUGGGAUCGCCAAGAAAGUGCUGCCCGCCAGCAGCUACAGCACCGCCCAGAAGACCAUCCCCUUGGAGCAGCCGAAUCUGCUGAAAUACCACGUCCUGCCGCUGGAAGAAACGCUGAACCGCUUCAUGACCACUGUGGAGCCUCUGCUGACAUCGGAGGAGUUUCAACAGCAAAAGGGAAUCACUUCCGAGUUCUUGAAGAAGCAGGGACGCGAACUGCAGCUGCUCCUGGAAGAAGCCGGCAGCAAGGAGAAGAAUUGGUUAGCCCACCGCUGGCUGAAGGCCGCCUAUUUGACCUAUCGAGAUCCAGUCACCGUGUUCGUGAGUCCCGGCAUGACCUUCCCCAAGCAAAACUUCAGGGACUCACUCGCUUUCGUGGACUAUACAGCCAGGGUUAUCUAUGGACUGGGCGAAUUCAACGACAUGGUGCACGCCAAUAAAAUUCCUAUCGUUAAAAUGGGCAAGAACGAGCUGGACAACAGCCAGUUUGGCAAAGUAUUUGGCACAUGUCGAAUUCCCAGAAGGGGCACCGACGAUAUCGUAUAUAAUCCCGAAUCCGAUUAUGUGGUGGUGAUCUACAAGAAUCACUUCUACCAACUGAAGAUAUACAGUAAGGAGGGAAAGCUCAUUGCUGCUCCAUGUCUGGCUGCCCAACUGGAGAAUGUCGUGUUGAAGGAAACGCAAGUGGGAAUUCCCUAUGGUAUUCUGACAACUGACUCCAGGGACAACUGGGCUGAAGCCUACGAAUAUCUGGCUGAGACUCCUGACAACAGGGAUGCCCUUAAAACCAUUCAGGGAGCUCUGUUCACCGUCUCACUUGAUGAGGGUACAUCCCUUAAGCAAGGCGAAGAGGCCGACGAACUUAUUCUAUCGCUGAUCCAUGGCAGUGGCAGUAAGAGCAACAGCGGCAACCGCUGGAUGGACAAAACUAUUCAGCUGGUGGUGAACCCCAAUGGAAACGUUGGAUUCACCUAUGAGCACUCGCCGGCUGAGGGCCAGCCCAUUGCGAUGAUGAUGGACUACGUGGUGCAAAAGAUGAAGGAAGACCCUAGUUUCGGGGAAAGCGGCUCAAAGGACUUUACUCCCGCACAGAAAAUACUCUUCUCUUCGACCAAUAAAAGUCUAGAGAACUCAUUGUCCGUCGCCCAGCAAAACGUGGAUAAACUUGCCAAUGCUCUCCAAAUGAAGGUUCUAAAAUUCACCGGCUUUGGAAAGGAUUUCAUAAAGAAGCAGCGUUUGGGUCCGGACAGCUUUGUUCAGAUGGCGCUGCAGCUCGCUUUCUACAAAAUGCACUCAGAACCACCAGCGCAGUAUGAGUCGGCGCACCUGCGCAUAUUCGAUGGCGGACGAACCGAAACCAUACGCUCUUGCUCGAACGAAUCAUUGGCCUUCUCCCGCGCUAUGCAGGACUCCAAUGUUACCGACAAGGAACGCGCCGCUAAGCUUCGUGAGGCAGUAGUGUCUCAUCAGACGUAUGCUAAGCUGGCUCUUCAGGGGAAGGGUGUUGAUCGUCACCUGCUUGGACUGAAGCUGAUGGCUCUGGAGCAUAGCAAGCCAAUUCCCGAGUUCUUCAAAUCACCAGGCUUUGUCAAGUCGAAUCACUUCCGCAUGUCCACCUCACAGGUGGCCACUAAAUACGAUGCUUUCAUGGGAUACGGUCCGGCGACUGACGAUGGUUAUGCAUGCUGCUAUAAUCCACGGGAUAAUGACAUAAUAUUGGCCAUAUCCGCUUGGCGCCAUUGUCCAAUAACGGAUCACUUGAAGUUCGCCGAGACCCUCGAGCAAUCCUUUUUCGAAAUGAAGAAUGUUCUGGAGAAGAACCCGCCUGAGACUAAGUCGAAGUUGUAGAAAUGUUCCAGAAUAAUGCAAUUUAUCAGAGAUUAAACUUUAAAUGACUUGAUUAAUGUACGCUCAAAUGAUGAAAGGGUUUGCACUGGAUGGGAAAGUCAACCCGAAAACCUUUGCAACUAAAUUGGCCUAAUAGCCAGAACUAAGAUGUUAUUCACUUUACAUCCUAGCUCUUAAAAUCAGUCCCUUUUAAAAGUUUACACCUUGUUACUUUUUGAGACAAAUGCAAUAUUUUUUUAAAAAUUACAAAUUUAAGCCAUUUAUCCUGUAACUUGCAUGGGAUAUCGUUGUACAAAUAUUUUCACAUAUACGGGUUUAAGAACUGAAA
Drosophila erecta is the source of this 2616-nucleotide messenger RNA. RefSeq names its product carnitine O-acetyltransferase (gene CRAT). The coding region runs from base 372 to 2288 and encodes 638 amino acids. Gene Ontology annotation, molecular function: carnitine O-acetyltransferase activity. The record is from RefSeq and is a predicted model, not a curated record. The transcript has 5 exons. Lineage: Eukaryota; Metazoa; Arthropoda; Insecta; Diptera; Drosophilidae. Gene Ontology annotation, cellular component: peroxisome. Gene Ontology annotation, biological process: carnitine metabolic process, CoA-linked.